CGAAGAAAGCUGCUUAGUAAUUGCUGUUGUUGCUCUCAUGUAUUCAUAAAUAUUCAGCACUUGAACAUAUUAGAAAGAAAAUAGAGAUGUCGACAGAGAGAGUUCUUGUUGCAAAGCUGAAGGAACAGCAAGCGCGUAAGGCAUGGGAAGCAGCAUCGAAGGCUGUAAAGGAUGAGGAAGAAAUCAAGCAGAAGCUAUGUGAAGACUUGAACAGUCUGGUUCAAGAAAGCAGUAGUGCACAGUUUGCUAGACUGAAGGAGCUAAAAAGGCGGCUAGAAGCACUGAACCCAAGUAGAUCAUACACUUCUGCCCCAUAUGAUGGGAAUCUAAUGGGACCGGCUAAGAGUGGCGCAACUCUAGAUGCAUCCUCAAUUCCUGCUACAUUGGAACCAACUGGUGAAUUGGCUGGAAAGGUAUUCAGUCAAGGAAAUGGUGAAAUACGCUCAAUCAUGAAUGGGACCAGUCAACAGUCCUCUGUCGAUGGUGAGGGAAGAGGGAAGAAGGAAGAGGGAAGAAGAAAAUUCUGAUCCAAGGGAGAGGAAAGGGAAUUGGAGCAGUACCUAA
Messenger RNA from Ilex paraguariensis (yerba mate), 564 nucleotides. Lineage: Eukaryota; Viridiplantae; Streptophyta; Magnoliopsida; Aquifoliales; Aquifoliaceae. The record is from the annotation of a GenBank genome assembly.